AAAAACUGCGCAAUUUCUUGAAGGAGUCCUCAUCCACAGCUCGGAUCGUGCGCAGUGGACACCUCUGGAUGAUGAUUCAAGGAUGGUGGUUCCUGCCUUUUUCCUGCCUCUCGCCUUUCAUUUAUUUUUGUAAUUCAGUGCCAGCUCAGAAGAAGAGGAAGAGGAGCUGUGCAACCAUUCAGAAACGGCGAUACGACCAUGAGGAGGUGCAACAUGCAGACAUGUUUUCUUUUUUAUUCCUCCACUGCACCUAAACGCGUUUUGGAUGCUGGAUGGAGGUCUAUUCGUGUUUUUUGAGAUGACAGAGGAGGGUGAGAGGGUUUUGUUUUUAAGGGGGCUGCGUCAUCCUCGGAUGGGCAUAGAGAUGGACUGCUGUGCAGAUCUUUCUCUGGUUUUCGCUGCUGAUUCUGGGAUUAACAUCUGAAAGAAGCUGUGAGGAUAAUGGGCCGUCGUCUCAGUGCUAAGUUUGAAGAACCACCAGCGCCUGACUGAAGUCCUAAUGAUACGACUAACGGCCGCUGACUGUUGGAGUCUAACAAGAUGCUCGGCGACGUCUGCAGCUGGAACAAUCCUCCAUCGGAAGGGAGGGCCGACCUGCAUCCGUACAGAACGUACCUGCUCAGGUUGGCCCACCCACUUACAACCAAAUCACACUCGGUGUGUGUGUACACCACUGGCAGGAGGUUGGAGUUGUCAUGGUGGACCAUAGGUCCUGAGAGUAAAAGGGCAAGGACUUCGUCUGCAGUCACUUGCCAGUUGGCUUUUAGGCUCCUGGUGCAGAAGACAAGGGAGUCAGACGUUGCCGAUUUUCUCAGUGUUGGAGUGAGGCCCUCUCUGUGCUGCACUGGAGGGCUUCACAGAUACAGCUAGUCUGGCUGGAUGCAUCACGCAGUGGAGAAGUUAAACGGGCGAGGCACACGGGACUCCUUCCCUCUGGACGGACUCAACCGGGGCCAAUGGCCUCCCGUGAGCAGCCGCACCUGGCAGCCACCUGCCAGGUGUUCGCCUGCAAUGAACCAACAGCAGCUACUUUCCCAUAUACCUCCUGGAGCGCUAGGUGGAUUAAACCAUCACAAUAAAUAUUUAAGUAAUGGGCCGAUGCGAGGAGGUGAAAAGCUUGAUUUCCCACCAGCAAUGUUCCCAGGAAUGCAUCGGGAACAGCAGAGGCCUCCCCCUCAACAUCUUCACCCUCCCCCUCACAGAGUAUGGGAUCAGCAGUACGACUCCCACCUUCCCCCUCAAGCCCAUCCGGUUCUAUCCUUGCCCAACAGCCAUACAGUGCGUCUCUUUAAUGGUUAUGCUGGUGGCCAUUUGCUCAACCCACAUCUUCCACCUAACCGAACGAACCCACUGCUAAAGGAUCCCCGGGGUCCACCACUGCUGGGAGAUGAGAUGCGGGCUCAGGUGCACCAGCAGAGAGGCUACCCAGGGAAGAUGCCAGGGGGUCAGCUGAAAAGACCAGGUCCUCUUCUGGGGGAGCACUCUGUCAUCCAACACACUCCUCCAGCGUCACUGCACAUACCCCCCCAUCCUACAGUAGAGGACACUCCCAGUCCCAGCAAGAGGAGAAAGAGUUCGGAUCAGGUAUCCCACUCAGGGAUGCAGCAUUUUUCUGGCCAAUCGUCAUCUCAACAGCAGACAUCAAUUCAUCACCAUCCCCCAAAGCCUGCUUUCUGGAACCCCAUUCAUAAGGACAACGGCGUCCCCUGGCAGCCCCCGACAUCAGACAGAAAACAUCCGCAGGAGUAUCAGGAAAGUAAUAAACAAGGGAUGUGCAGCUACACUUCAAAGACCUCUCCUAACUCCUCCAGCCCUUCCAACCUCUCAUCCCCUCCACCAAACUCGUCUCCAGGAAGCUACAACCAGGGAUGUACUCCUCAGCUCAAGAAAGAUAUGCUACAACCUCAGGCUGUGAACCCCCAUUCCUCCUACCCAAAUCCAAGCUCUAAACUAGAGCUAGGCCCCACCUGCCUGGCUGUGGAGCCCCGUGGUUUCCACAACCAGAAAAGCCCGCUUGGUGGGGGCCACAUACCCCCUACUCCAACAAGGGGAGACAAAGAUCAUCGAGUAAGAGCUCAGUCGUCACCAGCAAACGCUUCUGCAACCAGCAACAAAAACAGCAGCAGCAGCAGUGUGCCUUACAGCCACUUCCAGCCUCACCCGGGGCUACAACACCUGGGUGCUCCUCCACCCCCUCCUCCUGCCAGCAGCACCUCAGUACCUCAGCAGCAGCAAAGUGGUCCCAGUGAGGCUUGGAGAUACCAGAGCAGGCCCAACAGUCAUUCCCUGCAGUCGGUGGUCUACACACCUCCAGGUCUGCUACCUCAAUCCCAGCAGAGCCACAAUCAGAUUAUAGACGGUCAACUUUCAGGUCCCCCCAAGCAUCAACCCCACGUCGGCCCCCCUGUGCCCCCGACCAACUCCACCCGAACGCCUGUCAUCACAACCAACCCCCCUUUGUCCCUGUCCUCCUGCACCAUCAGCCACUACAGCUGCAGCUCAGACGGUGUUAUCUCUUCAGGGUCUACAUCACCCCCUACUGGUUGCUCUUUGAACAACCGCUCAAGUCAAAACAGUUGGAGAGGGAUAAUGAAUCCAAAGCCCCAGAACUCCACCAGCCCCAAAUCUCAGGUGGGAGUUCUGAUACAACCAGGUUGUCAGAGAGGUCAGGCUCAACGACAUGACCUGCCUAAACAUCAACACCAGGAAUCCACAAAAUCCCAGCCCACCAAAGGGAAGAUGUCAUACUAUGCUCAGGCUAAUCUGGAACAACCUACUCCUCCAUUUUCCUCAUCGUCUUUGUUCUCCUUAGGGCACAACAAGGCAGAGGACAGUGUAAUCACAAGGCGAGAUUCAAAUCCUCUUCCAAACUCCCCUACUACAUACUGCCCAGCCUCUCUUCUCUCUGUCAACUCUUCGCCUAAACGGUCCAGACCGAAUCAUCAGUCGAACUCCUCAUCAACACAGAUGUUCUCCUUGCCGCAGGCUUCAACCUCUGUCCCUCAGACGAUAGGAGAUGUCUUAGACAAGCUUGACGCCGAGCUGGAGGGACAUAUGAAAGCUGAGGAGCGGCGAAGGCGAGACAGAGAAGAGCAGGAGAGGAAGAGAGAGGAGUUGAAACAAAAGAGAGAGUUGGAAAUGAGACGAAAGCUGGAGGAGGAGAGACAGAGGAAGCAGGAAGAGGAAAGGAGGAGAAAGGAAAUGGAACAAAUGGACAUGGAGAGAAAAAGAAGAGAGUGGGAUAAGCAAGAGGAGGAACGGAAAAAGAUGGAAUGGGAAAAAAGAGAGCAAGAAAGGAAGAGGAAGGAAUGGGAGAGACAAGAGGAGGAGAGAAAGAGGGCGGAAGCUGAGAGACAGGAAAGAAAGAGGAGAGAAAUAGAGAGGAGUAAGGAGGAGAAGAGGAAACUUGAGGAGAAAAAUAAAAUGGAGCAAAACAAAGAGAAAAAUCUUUGCAGUGCUAAAGGAAAAGAACAGACUGCUAUUGAAAACCUGGAAAGACUCCUCUCUGGGAACACCCCCACAGUGCCCCCACCUCCCCCCCUCUCAGUUUCUACACCUCCCUCAGCUGCAUCACCCUGCACCUCCCAGGCAUCUCCUCCAUACCCUUGGCUCAGUCGUGGCGGUGUACCUGCCGCUCCAAUUGCCCAGACCCCCAGCAACCCCACAGAGAGGCUUCGCCCCCCUCCUCUAACGCCGCAGACUGAGUACGCCAGAGAAAAGCAGCGGCAGAGGGAGAUGUGGAGCAACGGCGGCGGCGCAGCAUUUAAUCCCUCAUCAACACUCAGUACCUCAGGGAUGAACCACCCCAUAUACACCAACAAGCCCCUAGCGAUGCAGGCAGCACCCAACCAAUCCAAAGACUCCGGCAGGGAUAGAGACCAGCAUCAUCUCCCUACCAUGGCAAUUAGAGAGCCCCCCAAACUCUAUCAAGCAUUUUCAAGAGACAGCCUCCCCCUGCCACCUUUGUCCUCAAGCUCCACCUCUGCCAGGGGAAUCAACAACAAGCAGUUGAUGCAAAGCAGCUCGGAAAAGACCGGUGCAGAAUCAGACAGUGCUCAGUUUGAGGAGGAGCCUUCUGAAAUGUCCACAAUGCUUCCUGAUGGUCUGGCUAACAUUAUGGCAAUGCUGGAUGAAUCGAUCAAAAUGGAGGAGGAAAUGUACAGCAAUGAAAAGAAUGGGUCUGCAGGUCUCAUACACAACUUCAUCCCAAGUGCUGACCCCAUCAAGAGCUACCUGUGUGCCCCAGACCUGAUCCCAGCCACAAAGCAUCAGCCUAAUCAGGAAGACUUGGGGUCAAACCCAAGCCCCCCUGUUCUUAGCCGCCAAGGCUCUCUGGCAUCCCCUUGCAGCCGAACUUCUUCCCUUGAGGAAGAGGAGGACUACCAUAAGGCUUCUUCAAAUGUUCCUCUGAGCACUAAGCCAACUGUGGACAUGGAAGUUGGAGUAGGGAAUACAAAUUACCGCCACAGCGACCUGGCUAAACUCUACGGCCUCCCAGAGCAGACUAAAAGCGAAGCGGAUGAAGAAUCUGAAGAGGAUUCAGAGGCCCCAUCUUGUUCUCCGCCGCCCCAGAGACCCCACCUUCAUCAGACAGGUGUAAACAGUAUAUUUAAGUCUCUAGCAACAGUGUUGGAAAGCCAGAAGUAUGCCUAUCGAGGCGGGCCUUUCGGGAGACCACCUCCAUCAGCUCUGGUUGGUGUCAAAUAUUCCUCUUCAUUGUCGCUGGGCCCUGAUAUCUGCCGCCAGCAGCAGGGCAAUUCUCCCACAUCAGAUUCAACAAGUCCACCAUUCAGUCCUGCUGUCCCACCUCAGAAAUCCUUCCCUCAUACACUACUGGAGGACAAGAAACUAAAAACAGAGGACAGCGACAUGUGGACAGACGAGGGGGAGAUGGAAGAAAGCUCCAACUCCAUGGAAGAGAGGAAAACCAUAAAGCCCAUUAAGGUGAUAAAGAAUGAACAAGAGAUGACCACCAUCUCGGAGUCUUCUCUGAAGAAGCUGGGGAAGAGCUGUGAAGUCAUGCUGUGUCGACAGUCGCUCGAUAGACCCGACCACCGUAGCAAGACCAAGGAUAGACAUAAAACCGAGAAAGUGAAGGAGCAUAAAGACAAGAAAAGAAAGCACCGUCACAGCAGCAGGAAGCAUGAGGACAAGAAGGAAAGGAAGAAGCACAGAGAGAAGAGAGACGAUGCUUCUUCUUCCUCGUCGUCAUCCUCUGGCUCCGGCCACAAGCGCCACAGAGACGGCAAGAGCCACAAAGGGAAAAAGGACCGCAGAAUUCUGGGGGAUCUCAAUCUCCAGAGGCGGGAGUCUGAGAAGUAUAGGGUUCAUUGUGAAUUGGAUAAAAAGAAACGGAGAGAUGGUACUGGCUCUUCCAGCGAGCGUGCAGAAUGGACCUCGAGUUCAGGGGAAACAUCUUCUGAACACAAAAAAGGCACAGAUACUGGCUCGUCUUUAGGUUCCAAAGACUUAAUGAAAUUGAAGGCGCUUUCAGACGGGCAACCCAAGGAGCUGAAGAUUCGCCUUAUCAAGGUGGAAAGCGGGGACAGGGAGACGUUCAUUGCCUCCGAGGUGGAGGAAACGAGGAUUCCUCUAGCAGAAAUCAGCAUCAAGAACACAGCAAGUGAAAUUAUCCGCUCCUGCAAGGCAGCUCGUAUCAAAGGGAAAUUUAAGGAGUCGUAUCUGCUGCAAGCCUUCUCUGUUAAACCCAUUAUAAGCACAGAUGAACCUAUUCCUAGAGAGAAACUCAACCCUCCUACACCCAGCAUCUAUUUGGAAAGCAAGAGGGAUGCCUUCUCUCCGGUCCUGCUGCAGUUCUGCACAGACCCGAAGAAUCCUGUUACGGUCAUCAGGGGACUAGCUGGAUCUCUUCGACUCAACCUGGGACUAUUUUCCACGAAGUCUCUCGUGGAGGCAAGUGCGGACCAGGCGGUUGAGGUGAGGACUCAGGUGCAGCAGCCUGCAGAUGAGAACUGGAACGCCAGCGGCACAGGUCAGACGUGGCCCUGCGAGAGCAGCCGCUCCUACACCACCAUCGCCAAGUACGCCCAGUACCAGGCCUCCAGCUUCCAAGAGAGUCUUCAGGAGGAGAAAGGCAGCGAUGAGGAGGAAGACGACGACGAGAAGAAGCCACCUGUUAGUGCUGAUACUAACAAAGAUGCCUCUAAAGAGAGUAACAAUGGGGAGCAGAAACCCAUUGGGAAGAUCAUCAAAUUUGGCACAAAUAUUGACCUCUCUGAUCCCAAAAGGUGGAAGGCCCAGCUUCAGGAGCUGCAGAAGCUUCCAGCAUUUAUGCGGGUAGCCUCCAGUGGGAACAUGCUAAGCCAUGUUGGACAUACCAUCUUAGGCAUGAACACCGUCCAGCUCUACAUGAAGGUUCCCGGGAGCCGAACGCCUGGUCACCAGGAAAAUAACAACUUCUGCUCAGUUAACAUCAACAUUGGCCCUGGAGACUGCGAGUGGUUCUCUGUGCAUGAAGACUACUGGGAGGCAAUCAAUGACUUCUGUGAAAAACAUGGAGUGGACUACUUGACAGGGUCCUGGUGGCCGGUGUUGGAGGACCUCUACAACGCCAACAUCCCUGUUUAUCGUUUCAUCCAGCGGCCUGGAGACUUGGUUUGGAUCAAUGCUGGUACCGUCCACUGGGUGCAGGCUGUGGGAUGGUGCAACAACAUUGCAUGGAACGUUGGACCUCUCAAUGGCUACCAGUAUCAGCUGGCCCUGGAGAGGUUUGAGUGGAAUGAAGUGAAGAAGGUCAAGUCCAUCGUUCCUAUGAUUCAUGUUUCCUGGAAUGUGGCCCGCACUAUCAAGAUCACUGAUCCAGACACCUACAAAAUGAUCAAACACUGCCUGCUGCAGUCCAUGAAACACAUCCAGAUCCUUCGGGACCAACUGAUAGCUGAGGGAAAGAAGAUUUCAUAUCAGAGUCGGGUCAAAGAUGAGCCGGCCUACUACUGCAAUGAGUGUGACGUGGAGGUGUUCAAUUUGCUGUUUGUGACGUGCGAGAACAGCAGCAGGAAGACGUACGUGGUCUACUGCGAGGACUGCACCAGGCGGCGCUGCCCCAACCUGAACAACAUCGUGGUGCUGGAGCAGUACAGCAUAGAGGAGCUCAUGAACACAUACGAUUCCUUCAUUUUGGCUUCCUCCUCUCGGUGACACAGCUCCCGCCCCCCUGUGUUUCCUCAGCCAUAACCAAAACUCAUGCAGCGCCAGGACAAAAAGACAGUUUUCACUUUGGUUUUUCAGCCCAACAUUUCAUCAUUAUUUUUAUUUUUUUGCUCCUGCUACUACUUGCCGAUCAGCCAGCUGAAUACGUUUACUCGUUACUGUUUACAGAAUCAACAGAAAAAAGAAAAAAAAACGCCAACAACAUCCCAGUGUACUCUCAGAUGGUGCUUUGAAGCAGAAACCCUGUCGGUUAGCAGGGCAGCUGGUGCUGCCAUUGAACAAACUGUGGAGGAUAGACGGUUUCGAUGGCGCAAUUUUCUUUCUUUGGUCUUGAAUACUGAAAUUUGUACAAAAUCUGUGGGGUGCUGUCGUUUUCUAAAUAAUUUAUUGUUUCAGGUUGCUUUUUUUUCUAAACUAGAUCAGCCUAGAUAUAUACCACAUUGGCCUUGUAUUUAGAAAAGAAAGAAAUGAAAUUACUAAUAGAGAUAUGAACAUUUUUCUAAAGCAUUAAGUAUUUUAAAAAUUACAAUUGUUUGGAUCGCUUCAAAAGAUACGGGUUUAGCAACAGUUUUUUUUUUAAAGGGGGGAUUGAGUUCUUUUUCAGAUGCUUGUAUUUGUUGUAAAUCUUGUCUCUAUGAACUUUGUUUUUAUCUGGAGAUUAAUACUCAGCUGUCACACAUCAUCAGGUCUUUUUUUUUUUUUUUGUAUCUCUGUAUGAAUUAGUCCAGAAAAAAAUCAUCAUCCGACGUGUGCUGUACCUCGGUUUCAGUAUGCAGUUUUCCUUCUUUUAGCAAAUGUACAUUUAAUUUAAAAUGUUUUCUCUAUUUAUUGGAUAUUAAUGUUCUCCCUUUUGAAUGGAUUGUACAUUUUUUCCCUCCUUAUUUGACAUGGUGACUGCUUUGUAAGAACUGAAACGGGGAGGUAUCUCUGUGGCGGUGAAGGGUGCUGUUUUCCUGGUGCUUGCCUCUCUGCCUCAUCUCUCCUGAUAUAUAUUGAAUUAAAUCUUUAUCCUGAAUAUAACACCACCUUUUCUGUAGACAAUAGACACACUGCUCACGUAGAAGAUGACUAACGGAAUGCUGUGUUUGUAUAUUCUCAUUAAGGAAAAAAAAAACUAAUUUUUCCAAAGUGUUUUGAGAAAUGGUAAUUUUUUUUUUUAUUACGUAGGGGGCUUUUAGACAAGAUUUUUAUGAUAUUUGUUGAAUAUGAUAAUGGGAUAGAUGGUGCUAAAUGUUCUCUUUUGAACAAACUUUUCUUUUUUUUUUGUCCUCUAAAAAUGAGAAAUCUAUUUUUCCUGUUGCAAUAUUACCUUUUCCUUCUCUUUGUGGUCAUUUAUUUAUAACUGCACUGUUUUAGCGAAUUCACACAGACCUACUUGCAGACACACACACCAAACUGAGCCAGACAUGUCUUAAAACACUUGUGAAUUUGUGUGACAUUACUAUGACUAUUAAUUAAAUAAACACUUGAUAAAUCCAG
This is a messenger RNA of Girardinichthys multiradiatus, 8649 nucleotides long. RefSeq names its product lysine (K)-specific demethylase 6B, a (gene kdm6ba). The record is from RefSeq and is a predicted model, not a curated record. The transcript is spliced from 25 exons. The coding region runs from base 880 to 7158 and encodes 2092 amino acids. Gene Ontology annotation, biological process: regulation of gene expression; heart development. Gene Ontology annotation, cellular component: MLL3/4 complex. Gene Ontology annotation, molecular function: chromatin DNA binding; RNA polymerase II cis-regulatory region sequence-specific DNA binding; histone H3K27me2/H3K27me3 demethylase activity. NCBI's taxonomy places the organism in Eukaryota, Metazoa, Chordata, Actinopteri, Cyprinodontiformes, Goodeidae.